Messenger RNA from Oldenlandia corymbosa var. corymbosa, 954 nucleotides. Lineage: Eukaryota; Viridiplantae; Streptophyta; Magnoliopsida; Gentianales; Rubiaceae. The record is from the annotation of a GenBank genome assembly.
AUGGAAGGAAUCAGCGGGAACCAAUAUUUACGCCACCUCAUGGCUACGGUGAUGCGGCGGGCAGCCGUGGAAGAACCCUUGGUUUCUGAUGAAGCAAACUGGUCAGAUUUGCCAAGGGAUCUUUUGUUGAAUAUUUUCUCCAAGCUAAACGAGCUCGACCGGAUUGUAAACAUCGCCGCUGUGUGUAAAUCUUGGAGGGAGGCGGUCUCCGAUCCCUUGUUUUCGAGCACUUUCGACAUGGUCAAAUGCAGGGAGCAGACCUUCAAUAGGUUUUACGAGCUUCACUACCCAUGCAGGAGAUCUCUACUGGAGGCUGUGUUUAGGUGUGGCAUAAACUUAGGUCUUGCUAAUUUGACUACCCUGGUGUUUGAUCCCCUGUUUCAUGUCAGCGAUAGUCAUUUGUUGUAUGCUGCUCCCAAAUGCCCAAAUUUAAGAGAAUUGGUGUUACCAGAUCUGUCUGAUACAACCGAUGAAGGAUUAACCGAUGCCUUCAAACAUUGGACACAGCUCAGGUCGUUGUUUGUGGCAUAUGAUUUUGGAAGCCCUACUGUGGAUAUAUUCUCGAUCGCAGGCGAGAGUUGCCCAAAUCUGAACGUGCUGAAAAUUUCAACGACCGUUCUCCACAUGGGAGUGGCGUCGGAGAUCGUGACCUACAUGCCAGAACUAAAGCUUCUAAGCAUGUUUUGCACUUCAUUCGUCAUGCCAGAUUCGUUCAAGUUGUUGUUGUCAGGAUUGACUAAUCUCGAGGAAGUUUACUUGGCUAUGGACAAGAUUAAUUUCACCAAAUGUCCAGAGGGUUGUCCGUGUGUUCCGACAAUACUUAAGGAUGGUACUAUCAUGGAAAAGACUUUGAGGCUUCGAAACUGUCAUGUUUGUUGUAUUCAGAAGUAUGAUAGAUGCGUCGCUACGACUAUGGUGGGAGCUGCACCCCUCAGUAAUAUCCCUCCAUCUUAA